Molecule: messenger RNA, 231 nt
Organism: Linderina pennispora
Lineage: Eukaryota; Fungi; Kickxellomycota; Kickxellomycetes; Kickxellales; Kickxellaceae
Product: Bromodomain-containing protein
Exons: 1
Molecular function (GO): protein binding
Source: RefSeq, a predicted model, not a curated record
AAGUAUUGCACGGCGAUGCUUAGGGCACUAAAAAAGCACCGCGACGCCGGACCGUUCCUGAAGCCAGUUGACGUGGUCGCGCUGAAUAUCCCCGACUACGUGAACAUCAUCAAGUACCCAAUGGAUCUGAGCACGAUCGAGAACAAGCUCAAGGGCCGUCUGUACGCAGACACGCAAGGAUUCACGGACGACCUGCGGCUGAUGUUCAACAACGCCUAUAUUUACAACGGG